UUGUCGAAAGCAGGCCGAGCGAGCAAGAGCGUCGCUCUGGUCUCUUUCUUUCAUUCUCUCUUCUCUCUCGAAGGUCUUUUGACAGCCGGUUAUUCUCCGGAGAGCGCGAGUGACGUCUCUCCGAGCACCGCUAUUCGCCCCUGUCUUUCACCUGCGAGGCGAGCCGGUCCCAUCGGCCAUCGCGCUCUGGUUAGACUGCUCAGUCCACCGCGAGAAUCCCACUGUGGUUGUCUUGCUGCAGACGUCGCUCCUCUGCCGUCUGCACCGCUUGACACUGUGGGCAUCCGCGUCCGUUACAGCACGUAACAACACAACAGCGGUGCCUUUAUUCUUAUCGAGAGCUCCCGUUCGCCUCUGCACGGGUGCCAUCGCCAGUGCGCAUAGAGGCCACCUCGUUCUACCCACACUCCACCAAAGGCACCUCCUUUCCCAUACAGCCAAGAUGUCAUCCGCCUCAGCAGCAGCGCCACCAGCGGCGGCGGCAGACCCCCACCUUGCGGGCCAAGCCCAAGCGCAGGGCGGGCUCGAGGCUGGCACUUCUUUGCGGAGCGAAUCGCCUCCAAAGCCAGGCAAGCUGCGCUACAUCACCUCGCAGGAGGCGGCCCAGAUCGACGAGGUCUUGAUGUCUCCCGAUGGGGGCGCAUUCAGCAUCGACCAGCUCAUGGAGCUCGCCGGUCUGUCAUGUGCCCAGACCGUUCACGCCUGCUAUCCGCCCACCCAAUUCCCCAAUGUCCUCGUCGCCGCCGGCCCGGGCAACCAGGGCGGCGACGGGCUCGUAGCUGCGAGGCACCUCAGCCACUUUGGCUACACCGUCUCCGUGUGGUACCCCAAGGAGGGAAAGACGGAGCUUUUCAAGCGACUCAAAAAGCAACUACAGAACCUCCGAGUUUCUUUCCUUGAGGUCGAUGAGUUCGAAGACGGACUGGAGGGAUCUGACGUUGUCUUGGACACCAUUUUCGGUUUUUCGUUCAAGGGCGAACCGCGGGAACCGUUCAGGGAGCCUCUCGAAGCUCUCAAGAAUGAGUCGCGGAUGGAGUUUGAGGCCCGCCGAAAGGUGCCGCCGAUUGUCUCGGUCGACAUCCCCUCGGGCUGGGAUGUCGACACAGGCAAUCCCUCGGGGAAAUUCUUUACGCCCCAGGUCCUCGUCUCGCUGACGGCCCCCAAGAAGGGCGUGCGCGCAUUCACCCUCUCCCAGGAUCCUUCCACGGUGCCUUUGGCUGCCGGCUCGUCUUCUGUCAGCAGCAGCACAGACAAGGGCAUCCUGGACGAAGCGGAUGCGGUACGCAAGGCCAGGGACCUGGCCCGACAGACUGGCAGACACUUUCUCGGCGGAAGGUUCAUCCCCGACGACGUCGAAGAAAAGUUCAGCCUCGCGCUCCCGAGCUACCCGGCCGACGACCAGAUUGUCGACGUGACCGGCUGGACCGAGAUGUCGGUCGAGGAGGCCAAGGAGAAGGUCGAGGAAGAGGCAAAGGAGUCACUCCUCGUCGCAGAGGCGAGGGCCAAGGCAGCCAGAGGCGCUGCUCCCGCCGUCUGAUUGCGUCUUCGCUGUCUGAAUCCAGAAAGGCGAGCGAUUUCCGUUGUUCCUUUUGUCUGUCUAUCCCUUCAUUAUUCUCUCUAAACACAACAUUGUCCUUUCCUUUUCGUUUCGCGAUUCUACCUCUUCCUCCUCUACUACUACGCUCCACUCCGACGCAGGCAACACUCCGAUGCAGGCAACUUCAGCGUUCAUGUACAACCAUAGUGUCUCUUCUAAGCCUCUUUGAAACGAGAACGACAGGUGAUCGAUUGACAACUCUGUGCUAAAUCUAUACCGCACUUUGCUGGUCA
Acaromyces ingoldii is the source of this 1830-nucleotide messenger RNA. RefSeq lists its product as hypothetical. The transcript is spliced from 4 exons. Gene Ontology annotation, molecular function: NAD(P)HX epimerase activity. Lineage: Eukaryota; Fungi; Basidiomycota; Exobasidiomycetes; Exobasidiales; Cryptobasidiaceae. Gene Ontology annotation, cellular component: mitochondrion. Bases 443 to 1537 code for a protein of 364 amino acids. The record is from RefSeq and is a predicted model, not a curated record.